CCGAUGUCAUAACCUCGUUGGCUCUGCUCUCCGAAUUUCAUUUACUUAAAUAGUUUUGUAUUAAAUUUGUAGGCCGGCGAAAAUGUUGACGCUGCGACGUGGAGAGCAGCUGCGUGCGCGUCUAAAUGCAGCCUGCCGCCGCUAUCUGGCCAUUAAAGCGGAGCCCAAAGCAGUGACAGUGGCUGAAUCUGAGUACUCUGCAGAGCCGGAGUAUCCAGCCAUUAGGGAUCUCACGUUCAAAGGCCGCAAGCUGCAGUCGGCAGCUGACUGGCACGAGGAGAUACGCCAAGUGCCCACAGUUGAGGAAAAAAUGAUUAAAAUAAAUAUGCCUCGCUACUAUGGCUACAAAGUGGUAGAUCUCAACGACACCAAGGUGCCAUUUAAUGCCCUGCCGCUGACGCAACAUUACACGCGCACUAUGCUGGAGGAGCUGCCGCCCAAGCAAGCCGAGCCCAGCGAAGAGAAGGUUGAUUUGGAUGCGACCGUGAAGGUGGCGCGCGAUGAUGUUAUUGAGGCUUUGGAGUUCGCACACGACUGCUACAAGCAUCAGCUGUCGUUGCUGGAUACGCCGCCUGAUGCCGUCACACGUGAACAACAGCUGACGCAGAUUAUUGUGGAGCAGAUUAAUCGAUCCGCGCUGCAAGUGCUUAGCGCUGAAUACCCGCACUUGAAUGAAGUCGAAAUUGACUACAAUCCGCGUCACGAGGCCUUUUGGGCCGUCGGUGGCGUUGAUCCGCCCAAGAAUGUCGUCAAAUCGAAGAAGGGUCGGGACUGGCAGAAGGCGGACGCAUACGACAGCGUUGACCGUCUGGUCCAGUACACGGGCGAACCGUAUCUAGCGCUACGGCACCGCCAUCAGCUACCCACGUGGAAAACGCCCGAGGAGAGUGAGAACUUGGCGUUGGCCAAUCAGCUGCCGCGCUAUAAGUAUGAUGCACGCACCUUGGGCUACAGCACCAAAUAUCAGCAUGCCAUCAACGUGCCCGGCUACUGGCCCAGCGUCAAUGCGCCUAACUUUGGGAUGCUAUCGUUUCAGUCGCGCGCCCAUCUACAGUUGCGGCCCCAGGCAUGCGGCGAACGCGACCAACUGGACGCUCUGCAUGCGCUGGCCAUACAAUCGUCCUACGCCUGGUUGCUGGCACAGGCCAACUACAAUGGCUUUAAUACCUACAACGAGCUCACUUACCCGCUAAACACCCAGACUGUGAUCACAAACGGGCGAGAAUGGAGCUUCUAUGAGUACCAGUUGAACACGCUGCUGGUUCAUGGUCCACAUGUGGAUAGCAAUGCCCGAGUGAACUUCUGCCGCGGCACGGCGCCGCAACCGCUGUACGCUGAAAUUUCUCCGGCAGGUAACUGCGUGGAUUUCAACGAUGGCACGCUGCGCCAGCUGCUGAGCCUCUAUAUCAAUGCGCCGAGCAUUCAGCGCACUCCAGUUGAGCUGAUGCCGUAUGUGAGAGGCCCAACGCUGCGACGCGCCGCCGAUUACGAAAAUCCGGAGCAGCGCGAAUUUCUGGAACGUACAUUUAAGCAUUUGGCCUCUAAGCGGCCGCGACACUUAGAAUUGCCUGAGAUUUACAUGUGGGAGAAGCUGUACAAGAUUGACAACAGGACGCGCGCAAUGGAGGCGCGUCGUCGCUUCUUCGAGCGGGACAUUAAUCCGUGGAAGCGCACCCUCGAUCAACACGACAAGGAGUAUGUGCCGCGUGCGCUGCGGCCAGGUGGUCGCAAGAAUCGCGACGAGCGAUUCAAGAAAACCUACUACCCGUAACAGCAAUACGUUGGCCAAUUACAGAUGCUCCAUUAUCUUUAAUUUCUUAAAAGGUUUUCAUUAAAUAAACUAGUUUUGUUGUACAAAGCA
Messenger RNA from Drosophila novamexicana, 1861 nucleotides. RefSeq names its product 28S ribosomal protein S30, mitochondrial (gene mRpS30). Gene Ontology annotation, cellular component: mitochondrial large ribosomal subunit; ribosome; mitochondrion. Gene Ontology annotation, molecular function: structural constituent of ribosome. Bases 83 to 1771 code for a protein of 562 amino acids. NCBI's taxonomy places the organism in Eukaryota, Metazoa, Arthropoda, Insecta, Diptera, Drosophilidae. Gene Ontology annotation, biological process: translation. The transcript has 2 exons. The record is from RefSeq and is a predicted model, not a curated record.